GUGAAGUAUCCUUUCUUGCUCGAUGUUUAAGAAGGCCUCUGUUUCGUUCAAUUGAUUUCCCAAUUCCUUGGCCCGGACAGUUGCCACUCAGUUUCCUGUGUUCACGCACCAUCUGCUUUUGACGUCCAAAAUUAGAUCACUUUGCAUGUGUAAAAAGGAAACUGUGUAGCCUGAUGGACACAGCCUUACACCAGAGGAUCUCCAUUCCGCGCCGCCUUUAGUCAACCGGUGGAUUUUACAACAUAGGAGACCUGUCAUAAGCUCAUGACCUAUAUUACUGCUUUGACUGUUCAGUUUUGACCCUUGAACAACCGUCGAUUUCGCUCUUUGCACCACCGACUCUCACCACAUACGGCCCUCCGUUCGCCUCAUAGCGUUUCAAGAUCCUUGGUAGCUGGUUUUUCAUAUCAUUAUUACACAAAAUGGCGACAUCAAUGCAUCUGUCAAAGCUCCGGAAAUGGUUCCUUGCGUCUCCGCCCAUCGAGCUUGCUAUAUCGAAACUCCGCGAACUGUUGAUCGGAGCAAUCAAACAGGGGCCAGUUCCACAGCAUAUCGCAUUCGUGAUGGAUGGAAACCGACGGUUUGCUAGGACGCAUGGGAUUGAGACGGUGGAGGGACACAACCUUGGGUUUGAGGCGCUGGCAAGGAUCCUUGAGGUCUGCUACAGAAGUGGAGUGAAAGUUGUUACGAUCUAUGCAUUUAGUAUCGAAAAUUUCAAACGCUCUAAGUUCGAAGUGGAUGCUCUGAUGGAAAUGGCUAGGGUGAAGUUGUCUCAGAUGGCCCAGCAUGGAGAAAUCCUUGACCGAUAUGGAGCUAAGGUCCGAGUGUUGGGUCGCUUGGACUUGCUUAGGCCUGAUGUCCUUAAAGCGGUGAACAGGGCGAUGGAGAUGACAAGUGCCAACGGCGACCGGGUCCUCAACAUAUGUUUCCCAUAUACAUCGCGCGACGAAAUCACCAGCGCUAUCCGUGAUACUGUCGCUGAUUACAGCCAACCGUUGAGAUCGCGCUCCUCCUCCCAACGAACACCGUUUUCUGAAAGUCACAUUGCGCUUAACAUCCAAGCACAGAACCAGAAUACAAAGACUGAGGAUGCAAAUAGCGAUAUUGAAUCUACUUCCGAAUCCUCGGCACAUGGUGAAGAAGGAGGUGCCAAACAUGACCGUGCGAAUAAGGUGUACGAGUCUGGUUCUUCCUUUUCGUCGUCCACAACCCUUGAUCUCGCUGGUCAUCAGGAUAUUGCAAAUGCGAAAAAGAUAGCGCAGGGCGCUAGUGCCGAGUCGGAGACCCCUACUUUCAUGUCACCAGAGACCAUCACGCGGCAAACAUUAUCCGAUCAUUUACACACUAAAGACAACCCUCCUCUAGAUUUGCUGGUCCGCACGUCUGGAGUGGAGCGUCUCAGCGACUUCAUGCUUUGGCAAUGCGAUGAGGACACGGAGAUUGUUUUUCUGGAUGUCCUCUGGCCCGAAUUUGACUUGUGGCAUUUCAUUCCAGUUCUCCUGGGAUGGCAGAGAAGGAUUUCAAAGUCACGGAAGAAUCCAGAUGCGGAAGGUGAUUACGAUGGCGAUGUCGCCGAGUCGUCGGAAAAGACAAAGGUCCAAGGCUUGUAAUUCACUAAUCAUACCACUUGAGGCAUAGAAGCAUAGGGGUAUAAGGAGUUUCUUUUUUUUUUUUCCCUAGUGUUAACCUGACUUAUAUCCAUCUUUUGUUAUUCAUUACCUGCAGCAACAUUAACCUUAGAGUGUCUGUAUGUAUAUUUAUAUUUAUAGGUGCAGUUUAAAUCAACAUUAUUAGACCACAUAAA
Aspergillus alliaceus is the source of this 1804-nucleotide messenger RNA. RefSeq names its product undecaprenyl diphosphate synthase family protein. Gene Ontology annotation, cellular component: endoplasmic reticulum; membrane; lipid droplet. Gene Ontology annotation, molecular function: ditrans,polycis-polyprenyl diphosphate synthase [(2E,6E)-farnesyl diphosphate specific] activity. Lineage: Eukaryota; Fungi; Ascomycota; Eurotiomycetes; Eurotiales; Aspergillaceae. The record is from RefSeq and is a predicted model, not a curated record. The coding region runs from base 423 to 1610 and encodes 395 amino acids. The transcript has 2 exons.